CGCGUGGAUUUAGUUGAUUUAUUUAUUCGUAUACUUAUUGUCGUAACUUGUGUAUCGUACCUUUCGUACGUGUGGCAAGAACGACGUGAGUCAGGUAAUGAUACGCAGGGUGUGAGAUAGCACGUUCACAAUCAUCGAAUGGCAGAAGGAGAGAGAGGUACUCAUCAUCGUCCUCAUCAACAUCCUCCCAUGGAAGAAAACGCACACGAAGAGGGAGAUCCCGAUCAUCUCACCGUCAGAAGGCACUGUCAAGAUCUCCACGUGUAAGAUCCGAAUCACCACACAGGUUUGGGAGGAGGCGUGAACCAUGGCGGAAUGACUUCCAUGCAUGGUUCACCGCAGUAUUGAAAGAGGAGAUAUUUUCCCUACGCAGGGAAGUGGAUUGUUUGAAGAAGCAAGUCGAGAAGAUGGCGGAGAAAUAUGACGAGAUGAAGCAACAAGACAAAACGCAGAAAGUUGAGAAACAAGAAACAGGCGAGAAGCAAGACACGAGGGAGAAGAACAAUGUUGCGUCGCCGAUUACUGUCGAACAACUGAAAGGAAUGAUUGACAGAGCGCUGGAGGGAGCGCUACCUCGGUCAACACAAAUGGAUAAGGAAAAGACGAAGGUGACACUGGGGAAGGAGGGAGCAAGUAUUGGAGGGAACAUGACGAAUGGAGAAGUGGAACACGUGGCAACAGCAGUACAUGACAUCAAACGGGACGUUGAUGAGAUCAAGCUCAUGAAGUAUGAGCUCGCUGCAGUGAAAGGCGCCUUGAAAAAAUUCAACACACCAAGUAGAUCGCACACUCCGAUGCGUUUAGCAAUUACGCCAAGAAUGUUGAAGACGACCAAGGUAGUAUCGCUACAAAUCGGGGCACCUUGUUCGACAACAGCACGGACAACAAUCAGUGCUCCAUCAAUCCUAAAGAAUCCAAGACCUACGGCGAAGGCGAAAUCAAAACGAAGUAUUGAUUUCAGUUUCCAACCAAUAACCGAAUAUCAAUUGCUUCGUCUUCGUUACACUGAUCUGAAAGAAUUAAGCAAGAUACACGGGCUGAAGUAUGUGGACAAGGCACAGGCUAUCGCAACACUCAGGAAAGCUCCGGGACUCAUCAUCAACGAGGGGCGCGACUUCGUACAUGACUCAGAUAAAGAGACGAGGAUGGAACACUCUGACGAAAUGGUUAUCUCUACCCGCAACCAAGACAACGGUGAUUCAGACGAUAUUGGGGAGUCGUCAGACAGUGAUGAAGUGGACACAACAGACAAAUCAAGCGAGCAAGAUAUCAACGGAAGGUAGAUGCGAAUGGGUCGAUGAACGCAGUACUAGUAGGUGACGAAUGGGGAUUCAUACACGGACUGACAACCAGACUUGAAAUAAUGGUAAGUGUGGGACAAUCAGGGAAUUUUUACACAACCAUUGGAAGAUGUUAUGCGAACCCCCAGACUGCCACUGUAUGACCUUGGACCUUCCCAGGAUUGCGGUCAUGUAGCUUGCAGAUUGAGUGAAAUCACGAGUAAUGAAUUGCUCAGGAACAC
Molecule: messenger RNA, 1522 nt
Organism: Chara braunii
Lineage: Eukaryota; Viridiplantae; Streptophyta; Charophyceae; Charales; Characeae
Source: the annotation of a GenBank genome assembly